AUGCCGCCUCAAGUCCGAACCAGCCUGGAGUUCACUAUAUAAUCAGCACUCACCCAGCCCUCCUGCAAAGCUUGUCCGCCUGGGCGCUAGGCACACCAGACUGAAGGACGUCUACACAUCGCUGUCCAUCUUCCGGACCGAACCAUGAAGCUUUUUUGUCGCCUACAGUUGUUAAACAGGAAGGGUUUCCUUCCGUGAUAGCAGUCCUGCACCAUGGAGCUGAGAUAACCUCUUCCUCUUGCACCAAGCUCGGCCCCCAUUGGAUCUUCUGCAUAUUAACCAUGGGGACGUGGCGAAGCUUGCGCGUGGCGUUUAUUUUGGGCUCUGUGUUCGUGAUCCUGCUAAUCAUCGCCUAUUGGGAUGACGUUGGCGGGUUCAACCUCUACCCUCUGCGGGACCGCAACCUUGAGUGUUGUCCUCAGACUGCCACUAACCCCUCUUCCACGCUCCCGGCAUCCAUUGCAGCAACAUCCAGCAUGAUGUGGUCUCCUGAGGGCAUGAACAAAAGUGUGGAGGGGAGAAAGCAACUGCAGACUGGAAGAGGGUAUGCAGUGGCGAAUAACGAAGGGGACGAGAGCAGGGAUACGGCUGGACGUCAGCAGCAGACGGCGAGGAAGCAAAGGAUUAUGGAUGUUUGUGCAGGGAAGGACUUUCCUGGAAGUACCCGUGCAUUUGAACAGAUUCCAAACAGGGAAUUGGACCACCUGAUAGUCGAUGACAAGCACAAGAUCAUCUACUGCUAUGUUCCUAAGGUUGCGUGCACCAACUGGAAGAGGGUGAUGGUGGUCCUGUCAGAGUCUCUGGUCUCUCCCAUCUCAGGAAAGCCUUACACUGACCCGGGGUCAAUUCCUGCAAACGUUGUGCACAAAACUUCGCUUCACCUCACUUUUGCCAAGUUUUGGCGCCAAUAUGGUUCUCUGUCCCGCCACUUGAUGGAGGUCAAGCUACAGCACUACACCAAGUUCCUGUUCGUACGGGACCCCUUUGUCCGACUCAUUUCGGCCUUCAGGAGCAAGUUCGGAAGGCCCAACGAGGACUUCUAUCGCAUGUUUGGCUCGGUCAUCCUUCGGCGCUUCGGCAACCUAUCAGGGAGUUUGCCGGAAACUGCGGCCGAUGCGUUUGCGGCAGGGAUCAAACCAACCUUCCAGCAGUUUGUCUCAUACCUGCUGGAUGCAGAAACUGAGAGGGACAGCAUCUUCAAUGAACACUGGCGCCAGGUAUAUCGUCUCUGCCAUCCAUGCCAGGUGAAGUAUGACUUCAUUGGGCGACUGGAAACACUGGAAACGGAUGCCGAGCAACUUCUGAAGCUUCUUCAAGUGGAUCAUUUGCUGCGAUUCCCCUCGGGACCGGAUAACCGAACUGCGGCCAGCUGGGAAAGAGACUGGUUUGCACAGAUUCCUGUCUCAAUGAUGACAGAGCUGUACAAGCUUUACCAACCAGACUUUGAGCUCUUUGGCUAUCCUGAACCUGUAAGCGUGCUCCGCCACCAGUAAACCAAGCGCCACCCCGUCAAAAAAGCCCCGCCUGAGAUGCUGUUUGUUUCAGAAAAUACCUCACAAACAACAUGUGCCUACCAGUAUAGUUGUGGUAUUUUUGUAUUUUGUGGCCAACUUGCAAGGUACUCUGUUCCAACAAGUUUGCCUACGUUAAAGCACUUUGAUGUUUUUUUUUUUAAAGAUUAAAUUAUAAUAGAAUUUAAGGGACAAAGACUUAUUUCGCAGGGUAAUAAAAAAUAUGAUUGCAUCUAAUUUACUUUCCAAUAGUUUGAAUUGAAAGAAUUCAGUUUGCUGAGAGCAUGGUAUUUCACUAUCAUUUUUUAAAAAACAACACAAUGUCUUGCUACUACUAUGCUGUAACAACAAAUUUACUACUCAGGUCGGUAGCAAGCUAUUGCUGUCCAUCUAUCCAUUUUUUUCUUCCUUCGGCACUUUUUUUCACUUUUGUUUCAGUAACAUGGUCAAAAUAUGAGGGGGGGGAAAACAAGUGCAGGUGUAAAGUGAAAAUGUUAACCAGAUUUUUUUUUAACAAACAUAGAGAUGACAUGAAAAUUAAUUGCACAGGUGAAUAAAAUUAUAGCCAAAUAAGAAUAAAAAGCUCAAAGAUUAAAUAAAAAUAUGUACAUGCAGAGGUGGGUAGGGUAGCCAAAAAUUUGACUCAAGUAAGAGUAGCUAUACUUCUAAAUCAUAUUACAAAAGUAUAAGUAGUCAUCCCAAAAUUUACUCAUGUACAAGAAAAAAAGUAUUUGUUGGAAAGAAUACUCAUGACGAGUAACAUUGUGAGAAACUGCUUACAAUGUUGAUGUUUGUUUAAUAAUGGUAUUUUUCUUUUCUCAACUUGCAACUGGUUAUGCCACCUUAUAUGAUCCCAACAGCGCUCGCUGGUUUACUGAUGUAACACUGGCAAAUUGUUGGCAAUAUUCGGCACGUCUUUGCUGAAAACAAAAAAAAAAACAAGGAGCUUAUCACUGUGAUUGCAAUCUAAUGUCUUUAAGUGAUAUCUUAAUAGCGUACCGCACGAAUGCCAUUUUUAGACCGCAAGUCUGCGUGACGUCACCAUUGUAAACCGGAAGGGGGUCAACAUCGAGGCGCGCUCCCAUACAACCCAUGCUAGUAAUGCUUGUUUUCUGCCGGUAAUCUUUCAAAAAAAGAACAUGCCGAGUAAACACUGUUGCUAUGGUACUCGUAGAAACAACUCGACAUUACGACCGUCCACAUAUGAAGGAUGUUUUCUUCAUACAUUUCCCGAAGCCAAAACCUCAGAGGGAAAAAAUGUGAACAAUGGAUCAACUUGUGCGGAUGUCCAAAAGACCAGUUUGUGCAGUAAACAUUUUGGUGGGACUGAUCCAUUGCCUACCACAGCCUGCUCCAAAGAGGUAAGCCAUUUUGAUAAUUUAGUUAUUUUUUAGCGUGGCGUUUUGCCAUGCUGCUUCUGUCUGACAAUGAAAGACCGGGGGGGGGACAAUUUUAUUUAUACAACCCCUAGCAAAAAGUAUGGAAUCACCAGUCUCGGACGAGCACUCACUCAGACAUUUUAUCAUGCAGGACAAACUCAAACUUUUUGAGAAGUCAAACGGGCCUUUCUGAUCGGUCCAAUUGGCUCGCUGUUGCAUUCAGCGUCCUCUAAUUCUUCAAAAACAUCACUUUUGUAAAUUUGUACCACUUAGGCCCGAUUUGGUGAAAAACCCUUGUGUUUGUAGAGCGAAUACACAGCACUUGUGACUCCUAGUGGCCGAAUUCACAGCUACAGCUAAGUUAUAUUUUUUUAGACCUGCAGGUAACUCUCAGGGAAAGUGGUCACAACAAUGGACAGCUAUGUUGACAGAUAAGUUGGUACUUAAGACCUUUAACCCUUUAUAGAACAGAAUCAUAUUUUUAGUAAUUAUUUUUGACGUUAAGGCCCAUUUUAUAGGGCAUAUGACUAUUUGUCAAACUAGCGUUUGUUAUUAUACAGCCUCAUUAUAAAUAAUUGUAUUUUUAUAUUUUCUAUAAAUAUGAAUACAUUCGUGAAUUAAGGCAAUGUUAAAAACUAAAUUAAGAAAAUUUAAAUAAAACAAAUAUACACAUUGGUUACUACCCCAAGCAACACUAAAGUUUUUUUUUUUUUCCCUGUAAUUGCAUGCCACCGAUGGCAUAGACGUCAAAUUCAUUUUGAUGUUCAUUUAUCUCUCCCAGUCAAAAUGGUUUGGAUGUAGAGUGCCAUCAAUGGUAGUAGUUAAAUGAAUGCCAUUAUAAGGGUUGGAGGGAGGUAAAAAAAAAAAAACAUAAUUCUUUCAUAAUUUUUUUUUGUUUUUUUUUUUUUGCGACAACUAAAAUUAUUUUGGUCACAACUACAAAUGUAUUUGGUACAACUUUGUUAUCUUUUGGUAACUGUACCCAGUCUAUACGCGGACUAUGCAGCUGCUUAGGGCCCCUGACCACCGGGGGGCCCCAAUCUGGCAAUUGUUUAAUUCAUAUUUUAUUUUGUUUACUACAUUUUGCUUUAGUUGACUUUUGUGAGUUUUGAUACUUAAUUUCAAGCUUAGAAAAAUAAAAGUUCUUCCUUAACUUUUAUCUUUUCCUCUUUUAGAAUAAGGUUUGGAGCUAUCUACUGUAAGUACUGAAAAUCAUUUGGGGUGAGAAGUUUGAUGUAUGCAGUGCAACAAAAUCUUAUUAAUAUACAAAGUAUGGACGUAUGGGUUGGAUUGCAUGUAUGGGUUUCACAGUACAGUGUGACGAAAUGGUGGGCCAAAAAUAUGGGCCCCUUGGCAUUAUUUUGCUUAGAGUCCCCAAAUGGCCUGGGCCGGCCCUGACUGUACCUGUAGUUGGAGUGCAGGUAAAGCAAAUUCCUUUUUUUUUUUAUGACUUACAAAAAAUAGUAAUAGUAGUAGUUUUUACAUGUAUGUCCUCAUGUAGGCUUU
This is a messenger RNA of Corythoichthys intestinalis (scribbled pipefish), 4396 nucleotides long. RefSeq names its product carbohydrate sulfotransferase 12-like. Gene Ontology annotation, cellular component: membrane. Gene Ontology annotation, molecular function: sulfotransferase activity. Lineage: Eukaryota; Metazoa; Chordata; Actinopteri; Syngnathiformes; Syngnathidae. The record is from RefSeq and is a predicted model, not a curated record. The transcript has 6 exons. Bases 282 to 1493 code for a protein of 403 amino acids. Gene Ontology annotation, biological process: carbohydrate biosynthetic process; proteoglycan biosynthetic process.